UGGCAAAGACACACAGGAAUCUUCAGAAGCAUCUUUUUAUUGGUUGAGCAGCAGUUUCGUCCUGUCCUAGCAUGCUUUGACUGUGUGUGUGUGUGUGUGUGUGUGCAUGUAGGUGUGUGUAUGUGUGUGUGUGCACAAACUAAAGAAGGCACAAGUGCUCAUUUGUAAUGACGCGUUUAUGUCUUUGUGUAAUUUCCCGCACUUACUCGAGUAGUCGCUUAAUACUGCUAAUUACAAGAGAAAUGAGGUGGCUGGAGUUUCAUCAAGAGGAAGGAAGGAGAGAGCAAAAGAGGAGGUGGAAGGAGGGGAGAGAAAGUGAGGGGGAAAAAAGAGUACAGGGUGGGAGGGAAGAGUCAACGUGCGAUAAUUAGAGGGGAAUUUUUCUUCCCUCCCUGCCCGUUGUCGUUUUCCGCCAUCCAGAAAAAAAAAAACAAAAAAAACAAAACAACGCGCGUGGCGUCUCUGCUCGCUUGGAAAUUUGUCACUUGAAUUGAUUGAAGGCUUCGUUCCUGAUUGAUUAGGAGGGGCAGCGGCAGGAGGGAAGGAAAGGAGGCCGAGAAGACGUCGGACGAGGGGCAGGAUGCGGAGGAAGGAUGGAUGGACGCUGCUCCUCUUCUUCACCGUCGGGCUUCGCAGCUCAAUAGCAGGCAGUCCAGUCGACAUCCUGAAGGUUCUGGAGCUUUCUGAGGACAUGGAGGGCGUGUCCCUGGAGGCCGGGCUGUGCACCAGCAGGACGGGCCGAGAGGAUCCUGACCUCGCCUUCAAGAUCAACAAGAAGGUCCAACUGAGCGCCCCCACCAAGCAGCUUUUUCCCGAUUCUCCGUUCCCCGAAGACUUCUCGCUGAUGACCACGGUUCGAGCAGUGAAGGGCUCGCAGGUCUUUCUGCUGUCCCUGUACGACCCUCAGGGUACGCAACAGCUGGGUCUGGAGAUCGGACGUUCUCCGGUCUUUUUGUACGAGGACCACAGGGGUCAGCCCACUCCGGAACUCUACCCAACUUUUAGGAGGAUCAACCUGGCGGAUGGCAAGUGGCAUCGAGUGGCCUACAGUGUGAAGGAGCAGCAGGUGACUCUUUAUUUAGACUGUGUCAAGCUGGAGACGCUGAAGCUGCUGCGGGGGCCCCGAGCGCACGUCAGCACCGAUGGCGUCACCGUGUUCGGAACGCGACUGCUGGACCAAGACGUCUUUGAGGGUGACAUCCAGCAGCUGCUGCUGGUCGACGACCCCGCGGCGGCCGAGACGUACUGCAGGGACUUCAUCCCCGACUGCGCCGCCGCAUUACCCUAUGAUAGCAUCAUCAUGGAUAACGCCGCAGACGAGGUGGACGUGACGCCCAAGAAGCCCGUGGUGGAGGAAUUGGACGAGUACGACUUUGGCGAUGUCUUUGAAGACGUUUCUGUCUCCACGGUGACGGCUGGACCCAACCUCACCGAGUAUGAGAUUUUCGAAUACGAGGACUACGACAAUGCCACGGACGACUACCAGGUGAACGAGUACGAAUACGAAGAAGAGGAAGUGGAUGAGCGAUACAGGCCGGCCGAGAGGGAUGGAGGAUAUGGUCUGGACACGCAGUUCAUUCCAGAGAAAGGAGAGAAAGGAGAGCCGGCACUUUUGGGAGUGGGCACGCAAUUUGUAGGCUCGUACGGGCCUAUGGGACCUCAGGGACCGACGGGCCCUCCCGGAAUCACUGGACUGGUGGGACCGCGAGGAGACCCCGGAGAACUGGGACCCCCGGGACUGCCGGGCCUGAACGGAGUGGACGGGAUACCGGGACUGCCGGGAAACAUCAUGGUCUUACCGUUCCGGGCGGGCGGCGGCGAAAAGUCGGCCGGCGUUUCUGCGCAGGAGGCUCAAGCUCAGGCCAUCUUGCAGCAGACCAAGUUGUCAAUGAAGGGUCCUCCUGGUCCACUUGGCCUGAGGGGGCGACCUGGUCCACUUGGCAUACCGGGUCCAUUCGGCCUGAAGGGAAGCAAUGGAGAGCUAGGACCACCCGGUUCACCCGGAGCCCCCGGAAUCCCAGGCCAGAAUGGACGUCCUGGGAAAAGGGGACGAGCGGGGGCAGACGGCGGGCGAGGCGACAUCGGAGAGACGGGUGUGAAGGGGGACAGAGGCUUCGACGGCCUGCCUGGUCUGCCCGGAGAUAAGGGACAGAAAGGUGAAAGGGGAAAACCAGGGUCCCUAGGUCCUGCCGGAGAGCCGGGAGACAAGGGUUCUGAGGGCCCGCCCGGACCGAGAGGACAGCCGGGCGACGCUGGGCCAAGAGGUACGAAUGGCCCCCGAGGUCGUCCGGGACCCGCAGGACAGUCGGGCAUUCGGGGAAUCGAUGGUGCGCAAGGGUCAAAGGGCAACAUUGGUUCCCCGGGAGACAUCGGCGCAGCAGGUCAACAAGGCAACCCUGGAAUUCAGGGCUUUCCUGGUCCUCAGGGACUAGUCGGGCUGCCUGGAGAGAAGGGGCCGCAAGGGAAGAAAGGGAUGCAGGGUCUACCCGGAAAUGACGGCCCUCCCGGUCAUCCCGGACGGGAAGGGACCCCUGGUGAAAAAGGUUUGCCGGGUCCGAUUGGAGUCCAGGGGCCCGUCGGCUAUCCCGGACAACGAGGAGUCAAGGGCGCAGACGGCAUCCGAGGACUGAAGGGCAGCAAAGGCGAGAAGGGCGAGGACGGCUUCCCUGGAGCCAAGGGUGAGAUGGGCGGCAAAGGUGACGGUGGUGACAACGGCGCUCCGGGAGGUCGCGGGGAAGACGGUCCAGAGGGACCCAAAGGGCAAACGGGGCCUAUGGGAGAAACGGGACCGUCCGGGAUCCCCGGAGAGAAGGGAAAACUAGGAGUAGCCGGUUUGCCAGGAUAUCCAGGACGACUUGGACCAAAGGGCUCUGAUGGCUUUCCUGGAGUGCUUGGAGCUACUGGAGAGAAAGGCAAAAAGGGUCCUCUAGGACAACCAGGAAGUGCCGGACAGAGAGGGCCAAACGGUGCACGAGGAGGCAGAGGUGCAAGAGGACCCACCGGGAAGUCUGGAGAAAAGGGAGCUUCCGGGCACGAUGGUCCCCCGGGAUCGACCGGCGAGAGGGGACCGCAAGGACCUCAAGGAAGGGGUGGAGAGCCUGGACCCAAAGGAGCAUCUGGUCCCAGCGGGAAAGACGGCCUUCCGGGACACCCGGGUCAACGAGGAGAACCGGGAUUCCAAGGGAAAACCGGACCCCCGGGACCCUCUGGUGUGGUGGGGCCACAGGGCAAAUCAGGUGAGCCUGGUCCCACGGGGGAUCGAGGCCACCCGGGUUCCCCGGGUGUGCCCGGAGAACACGGUUUACCUGGCUCGGCUGGGAAGGAAGGUGGAAAGGGUGAUCCUGGAUUACCCGGAACUAUGGGGAAGAACGGGCCCCCGGGACUGAAAGGGUUCAGGGGGAGCAGAGGUGCUCCUGGCGUUAUGGGGCCUCCCGGUCUAAAAGGAAGUGCGGGACCCUCUGGUGCUCCAGGAGCCAUUGGGCCGGGCGCCGAGAGAGGUCCCCCCGGGCCGGCCGGAGCCAUCGGACAGCCGGGACGGGCCGGAGCCAGUGGAGGACCAGGACCAAUGGGAGAGAAGGGCGAACCCGGUGAAAAAGGUUCAAUUGGACCAGCAGGUCAGGAUGGGGACCAGGGACCAGGGGGCAUGCUUGGCACUACAGGCCCUCCAGGACCCGCAGGAGACGAUGGAGACAAGGGGGAGCAAGGAGGACCCGGCCAGAAAGGAAGUAAAGGAGACAAAGGCGAAUCUGGACCCCCGGGACCAACUGGUACUCAGGGGCCCAUCGGACAACCGGGACUUCCGGGCCAAGAUGGGGAGGGAGGGCCCCGGGGCCAGCAGGGAAUGUACGGACCCAAAGGAGAUGAGGGUCUUCGGGGUUUCAAGGGUUUGAGAGGCCCAAUAGGAUUACAGGGCAUGCCGGGCCUGCCUGGUGAAAAAGGCGAGAGCGGACAUGUCGGGCUGAUGGGUCCGCCUGGCCAGCAGGGGCCAAGGGGUUCUCAAGGACCAAUCGGAGGACUGGGGCCAACGGGUCGGCAGGGUAUGGUUGGACAGCCCGGUAUGGUCGGAGAAAAGGGGGAGGAUGGUGAAUCAGGGGAUCCUGGCCCAGUUGGUUUUGCAGGAAAAAUGGGUGAGACUGGUGAUCAAGGGGAGAAAGGAGAUUCUGGUCCACCAGGAGCAGCUGGUCCUCCGGGUUCCCGAGGCACCCUAGGGGAGGACGGAGCCAAGGGCAAUGCAGGUCCUAUUGGUAUCACCGGGGACCUUGGACAGCAAGGGGAGGCCGGGCCCAAUGGUGUUGACGGCCUUCCUGGGUCCAAAGGAGACACCGGAGAGCCUGGAAAAGCUGGACCACCGGGAGCAGCAGGAGAACCAGGACCACCAGGACCUCCAGGGAGAAGGGGCCACCUGGGGAAAGCUGGGAAAGAUGGAAAGGGAGGUCUUAAAGGAGCUAAGGGUGCUCCUGGACUUGAGGGUCCUAUAGGGAAAACGGGGCCAGUAGGUCGUCAAGGUCAACCCGGAAAGGCUGGUCCACAGGGUCUCAGAGGCAUUCCUGGUCCUGCUGGUGAGCAAGGCCUAACUGGACCAUCAGGCCAGAUGGGUCCACCUGGCCCUAUGGGUCCACCAGGAUUAGUCGGGCUAAAGGGAGAACAUGGAAAAAUUGGAGACAAGGGUCAUGGUGGCCUCAUCGGUUUGAUCGGACCCCCAGGGGACAUUGGAGAGAAGGGGGACCGAGGGCUGCCGGGAAACCAGGGACUAUUGGGUCCCAAAGGAGAUGAGGGACCUGUUGGCCCCCCGGGUCCUCACGGCCCGCCAGGCCCUACGGGUCUAUCUGGUGCUCUCGGUGUAAAGGGUUCUAAAGGAAAUCCAGGUCCGACUGGACCCAGAGGAGACGCUGGACCCGCAGGACCGCCAGGACCCCCCGGACUCCCGGCCGAGCCACCACUGCCGGAACGGGCGCGGCAAAGACGGACCCACCUUCUGGACGGUGCAGUUCUGGAAGGGGACGACGAGAUGGUGGAUGGAGGCGUGGAGGACGAGUGGAUUCAGGGGGAUCAGGCGGACGCACGGACCGACGAAAUGAACGAGGGCCAAGGCAUGGAGGAGGUGUUCGCCUCGCUGUCCUCCAUGAAAGUGGAGGUGGAAGGCCUGCGCACCCCCCAGGGGACUUACCACAGCCCUGCCCGCUCCUGCAAGGAGCUCUGGCUACUCAGUCCAGAACUUCCUAACGGUGAGUACUGGAUCGACCCCAAUCAGGGCUGCCACCGAGACUCCUUCAAGGUGUUUUGCAACUUCACUGCUCACGGUGAGACGUGUCUCUACCCAGACAAGAAGUUUCAGUCGGUGAAGCUGGCCGGGUGGAAAGGGGAGAAGCCUGGCACCUGGUACAGUAAAUUUCGAAAAGGAAAAGAGUUCUCGUACUCGGGCGUGGGCGGCGUCGAGGUGCACGUGGUGCAAAUGAACUUCCUCAAGCUGCUGAGCGUGACGGCCAGGCAGACGUUUACCUACCACUGCCUCAAUUCUGCCGCCUGGCUGAACGGUGAUACCGGCGCUCACCACUUGGCGCUGCGCUUUCGCGGCAGUGGCGGUGAGGAGUUGACGCACAGUAACGCGCACUACAUCCGCGCCCUCUAUGACGGCUGUCAGACGCGCUUGGGACAAGAAAGGACGGUGUUGGAAAUAGACGCCCCCCAGUCCAACACGUUGCCCAUCGUCGAUGUGGCGGUGAGCGACUUUGGCAACACGGGCCAAAAGUUCGGCUUCCAGGUCGGGCCUGUCUGCUUCGGCGGUUAAACCUUCGGGACGGAACUGAAAAAAAGGAGCAAAACUGACAAGACUCUUUUAACGUGCAGGGAAAAGUAAAACAAACUACUUCGAAGACUCCGAGCAGGUGCCUCACCAUAUUUAUAUCUUAUUGCUUACGAAUUAGGCAGCACGGUGGCCUAGUGGUUAGCACGUCUGCCUCGCAGCUCUGAAGGUUCGGGGUUCGAAUCUGAGCUCCUGCCUUCCUGUGUGGACUGGGUUUUCUCCGGUUUCGUCCGACAUUCCAAAAACGUGCAUGUUGGUAGCUUCAUUGAAGACACUAAAUUAUCUAUGAGUGGCAAUGCUUAUUUGUCUCUGAGUGUGUACCCUGCCUCUCGCCCAAAGCCAGCUGGGAUAGGCUCCAGAUCACUCGCCGCCACACAAAGAGGACAAACGCAAGCGCAAAAGGGAUGAUGCCCGAUUGUCGCCUACACAUGCUGCUGCUUUGCCACCACGCAAAAGUGCAAAAAAUACUUGAAUGGUCGCAAUUUGCUCAAAUUCACCCACCAAAAACCUCAUUGCUGUUGAUGAUUAGCAUUAGCUUUAGCCACGUUGUUAUGCUUAUUUGUGUGGUUGUGAUGUCGUCAUGGUGCCGUUGUCUACAAAGGGAAACUGAGGCAGUGCAUUUUUUUUCUUAUUUUAUUCUUCUUUUUUUAAAUUGAGAAGUUUGACCUUGUUUGUACUGGGAAGUGACUUAAUAAUAAUAAUAAUAAUAAAAAAAGAAGUACAUAACGUACGUUUGAAUAUUAAA
This is a messenger RNA of Hippocampus zosterae (dwarf seahorse), 6548 nucleotides long. Its product is annotated as collagen alpha-1(XI) chain-like. Gene Ontology annotation, molecular function: extracellular matrix structural constituent. The record is from RefSeq and is a predicted model, not a curated record. Bases 581 to 5788 code for a protein of 1735 amino acids. The transcript is spliced from 66 exons. NCBI's taxonomy places the organism in Eukaryota, Metazoa, Chordata, Actinopteri, Syngnathiformes, Syngnathidae.